GAAUAACAUAAUUUAAUUAUGGCCGGAUUUGGACUGUUGCUUUUAAAUCCCUUCUCUCUCAGUGCUACUGUCGAAAACUACAUCACCCAGAAUUCCUUUCACCGCUCACUUAUCUCAGCGUUGCCCAGCGACGGCGGUGUUCUCUUCAUGUGAAAAGCUAACUUUCCAAGUAGUUGGAGCACGGAUAUUUAGACUCUCAUAUCACACACUUGCCACUUUGACUGUUUAUCAGUCAGCCUUUUAGUCGUUUGUCGCCGACUUCUCACUGUGAAAUAAUGAAGGAAACAACGAGCCAAGAGUUUUCCUCGGCGUCGCCUAGCUGCUGUCCCCCGAGGUUCCACAGUGACGCUUCCGGUGCUCCCAGCUGCGAUGAGCCAGAAGAAAACAGAAAGAUGGAGGUAAAGCAGGUAACUUUGCACAAGAGGUCUGAGGAAGUAAAACAACACAGCAAGAAGGAUGGUGUUUUAACUGCCGAGAUGGUCUCAACGUGUGUUUCCAAACUAGGACACUUCGGUACUGGGUUGCAACACUUCUACCACCACCUUUCUCUGCCUAGACGAAAACUCACUGACAUCUCCGUUUUAUGCAGUUACAUCCAUCUGCAAAAGCUAGAAGUGCCGCACAACAAAAUUAAAGAUUUAUCCUGUGUGAGCCAUAUGCCCUAUCUCGUUAUUCUGGACGCCUCCCACAAUGAAAUCUCCAGCUUCUUUGGAUUUGAGCCAUCCAAGAGUCUAAAGGAAGUCAAUUUGUCCCAUAAUCGUAUGACAAAAAUGAAGGAUUUAUCAGCAUAUUCAUCUCUUCGUAAACUGGAUUUGGGGCACAACAGUUUCCGUGAGAUCAGUGGUCUUGAGCAAUGUUUCCAGCUCAUCCAUCUCAACCUGGCACACAACAAGAUCUUGAAGAUCAGCAGCCUGGACAAUCUGCCUCUGGUGCACCUCUGCCUUAGGGGGAACCAGCUGAAGAGGAUUGAAGGGUUGGAGAAUCUGAAGAGUCUGCAGGUUCUUGACUUGUCUCUGAACAGGAUUAACAGUCUUUCUGGCCUCCAGAAUCUGCACCUCCUGGGCUCCAUCAAUCUGGAGAAAAACCUGAUUAGUGAAAUUCAGGAGUGCAAACACGUUCAUGAUCUUUUCCUGCUGAGGGAUCUCAACCUGCUUGGAAACCCUGUGCAGGAGCAACCCGAUUACAGACUGGCAGUCGUCUUCCUCCUUCAGCAUCUGACUGUGCUGGACCAAGAGAAAGUCACUGCUGAACAAAAGGUAUCGUCAAUAAACAAGUAUGACCCUCCUUUGGAUGUGGUGGCAGCCAGAGAUCACAUAACCCACCUGGUGUAUCAGCUGAUGCAGCCCCAGGUGGUGUAUGACAGCAGCACUUUGCCCAGUGCAGACUCUCCAUAUCCCAUGCUGGUUCUGACUGGUCCUCAAGGCUGUGGCAAGAGAGAGCUGGCCCACAGACUGUGUCAGGAGUUCAGCGAGUACUUUGCCUAUGGCAUCUGUCACACCACGAGGGGGCCCUACUUUGGAGAGGAGAAUGGGAUUGAUUACCAUUUUGUCAGUGAGGAAGAUUUUCAGAACAUGAUCCACAUGGGCAAGUUUAUCCAGACCGUGCAGUAUGGGGGUCACAGGUACGGCCUGACCAGAGACGCCAUAGAGGAUGUAGCCAGAGAAGGGCUCGCCUGCUGUGUCCAUAUGGAGCUUGAGACCGUUUGCCUGUCCUCCCAGGGUGUGUUCAGUCUGAAGAAGAGCUACUUUGAGCCUCGAUACAUCCUGCUCAUUCCUGUCCAGCGAGAGAAGUACGUGAGCCACCUGAAAAGCCGUGGUCUCUAUACCCAAGCGCAGAUCGACGUGGCCGUGUCCCGUGUAGAGCUCUACGCCAAUACCAGCAGGCAGCGACCAGGAUUCUUCGAUAAUGUUAUCCCCUGUGAUGACUGGGAGGAAGCCUUUCAGACACUGAGGCAGGUAGUGAAUGAGUACCUGUUGUUAGAGGAGCAGGAGGAAGGAGAAAAAAACAACAAAGCAUCCCCUGACAACACCUCCACAGAUCAUCAGCUGGAGGAGAAGCCACCUUCGCCCCCGUCGAGGUCGGGAUCGGACACACUCACGUCACACCCUGCCACAGCUCUUGACCCCUCACAUCCGUCUUACAGAAGCUAUGUUACCAAAAUCCAGUCAGACCUCAGCCCUCAGAAGAGCCCUGCUGAGCUGGCUUCCAUCAGGAGGCGCGAGCAGCUGGUGAGAGAGGCUAUAGUGGGGAAGAGUCCAGGGGUCUACAGCCAGGCCUUCAAAAGGUAUGCUCAGGCAGCACCACCGCAAAAUGAUGCUGGUACCCAUUUUAGUGAAGACAGCAGCUCGGAUGAGUCUCGUGGUAGUUCCGCGUUGUCUGUGCCCAGUUCAGCCGGGGCCUUGUCUGGCUUGGUGGAGACGCUCGAUCUCUCUGGCCUGGGACCUGCCUUGGAAUCAUUCAGAGGCCAAAGCCCCGAAGCCCCUUGUCCAGGCACAGAUCAGCUCGCUGCAUCAGCGUCUCCCUCCACUGAAAGACGUCCUGGAUCCAACGUCAAGGCCGUCCUGCCACCAAUCCCCACUGGGCGCAAGACUCCUGCAGCACCCAGCCCGGCUCCUUCGCCCAGACCCAGCCCAAACCCGGCAGUCAGAGUGGGAGAGGGAGGAGAUGCAGACGGGGAGGGAUAGCUCUUAAAGGCUUUAGGGUUUCAUCUAUCCAACUUGUAAAUAUUCAAAGUAAUAGCUUUUGAAGAAUUGUUGUAGCUUUAGUUGAAAAUAAAAUUAAGUCAGUCAAUCAGUAUAUCCAUAAAAGUGCAGAACUUAAAUUAUAAAAAAAAUCUGCACCUGCACAAGUUAACAGUCAACCGCAAAACCACACGUUUGUCUCUGUAAUACCACAAGCUACAGUGGCUGUGAUGUGAUACACAAAAGGCAAACACUUGAGGUUAGGUUUCACUGUCAGUACUUGCCUUUUCUUGUGAUCUGUUACUCAUGCCACACUCACUUGCACUUACUGUAUACUGUAUCCUGUUAACGACCACAAGGGCACUGCACUGCAGUAUAAUUCCGAUCAAAGUUGUGCUUUUUUCCCUCUUUGUAGAAUUUACUGACUUAUGGACCUAAAGGUAUACAGUGUUGACACAUAUUAUGAUUCAGUCCCACACACACUUGGACAUUCCUGUCUUUCAGAUAAAUUCAGUAGUGUGUUGAGGAAAACAGCUCUUCGUCUUUUCACGUUACUGUGUUCAGAUUCAUGUUGGAAAAGUUCGUGUCUACAAAGUACGGGCUUCACGUCAUGUUUUGUGAAUGUCGCAUAAAUUUUCCUGACAGUGAAGUGGCGUUAUAUUUCCUACUGUUCACUAAUCUCAUCAAAUAGAAUUUGCCAUUGACAUCUAGAUACUGAUCUUUUAUGUGCAGCGUGGAGCUCUUGUCACUGGAUGAUAAAUACAUCAUUAAUCUUCAUCUCUUCUGAGGGGAUUAUUUAUUCAACUGGAAACACAUUCAUAUGGAAGUUGUUGACAGGUAUUAAACAGUGAGCCGUCACAAACAAAUUGCUGUGUUUUUU
Scatophagus argus is the source of this 3561-nucleotide messenger RNA. It is a transcript of the gene lrguk, whose product is annotated as leucine-rich repeats and guanylate kinase domain containing. NCBI's taxonomy places the organism in Eukaryota, Metazoa, Chordata, Actinopteri, Scatophagidae. The transcript is spliced from 21 exons. Gene Ontology annotation, molecular function: GMP kinase activity; protein binding. The record is from RefSeq and is a predicted model, not a curated record. Bases 276 to 2684 code for a protein of 802 amino acids. Gene Ontology annotation, cellular component: cytosol.